AAUCUGGAAACAUCCUUUGUUAACCAGUUGUAUGAUUCUGUGAAUCUUCUUGGCUCGAACUCACAAAAGGAGAAGUUAUCAAGGCCUGAGUCAUCAAGGCGAAAACAUUAUACCUCUUCUGGCCAGUUUAAAGUUCUUCGAGACGGUUGCUGGAAGAAGGUCGAUUUCCAAAGACCUGGAGUUCAACUUCAUAAAACAAAUGACUCGCAUUCUCUUGUGGCAAGCCCUUGGAUCCAGCACUUUAGAUCUGGAUCUAAGACAAGUGUUUUAGCCUCCUGUACUCUUCAAGACAGUUCUUCAUCCAGAGGUAAAAAUGCAAACAAUUUAGAUGUGAAUAAAGCAGUUUUCUGUAUAUCAGCUCCACAAACACGUACAUGCAUGUCAUAACUCAGAAUUGGCAAGACUGUGAACAUAACAUUUU
This is a messenger RNA of Hibiscus syriacus, 421 nucleotides long. RefSeq names its product cold-regulated protein 27-like. The annotation marks the transcript as partial. Gene Ontology annotation, biological process: response to cold; regulation of circadian rhythm. Lineage: Eukaryota; Viridiplantae; Streptophyta; Magnoliopsida; Malvales; Malvaceae. The transcript has 2 exons. The record is from RefSeq and is a predicted model, not a curated record.